This is a messenger RNA of Eruca vesicaria subsp. sativa (arugula), 1785 nucleotides long. The record is from the annotation of a GenBank genome assembly. Lineage: Eukaryota; Viridiplantae; Streptophyta; Magnoliopsida; Brassicales; Brassicaceae.
UAUAAAGAUUACAGUUUUUACGAGUUACUGAAGGUCUUUUGGUUUUUAACUUUUUUUAUCUGAUGUCCUUCAUGAUGCAGAAGUCUCGCUGCAUUGAGAAGAUUACUUCUUUUUUAACUGUCACAUGUCAGCAUCGUUCGGACUUGAAGGCGGUGAGAGUAUAUAUAAGAGAGCUCAAAACGGGCGCACUCUGUUGUGUUGUGGCCUCAAGGCCACUGGUAACAACCAAAUUACCACCCCUCAGAGGAAGGGAUGUUCUUCCAUCGCGUCAAGAUGAUGCACUGCAAUGGCGUACUAAUCUCAGCUUCUCACCUGCUGUAUAUACUAGAGAUGGUGUGGAUCAGGAUACAAGCGAUGAUGACAGUCACAGCUUGGGACUGUAUUCGAGCAGAAAUAGACAAAGUACAACUUUGGAAUCCUGUUUUCAGCAAUCGCCAGGAUGGGUUUCAAGCUCGUCUGCUUCUGGUGGGACUGAACAGAAUACCAUACCAAGAAUAAAUAGCUCAAACCCUCCAUGCUUGGAUGAGGAAAAACGUUUUGAUAGAGAAAGGACAGCUAGUUUCAGCUCUUUGCUAUCUCUUUCAGAACCAACUGCCUCACGGGUGACUCCAAGCCAGCAACCUUUAAGCCUUACACACUGCUCUUAUCCUCGGGUCUUCUGCAACCCGGUUUCAGAUUGUGAGAAUCCUGAACUUGAUCAUUCGCAACAAGACUCAUUCACAGAUCCUAUUUCCAGUUUCAUGACGUCCACAAGAAACAACCAAGACUCAUCAGUAGAGGAGGCAUCACCAAACCCGAUUAACAACACGAGUAGCAAUAAUGAAAUGCUGCUAGAUGUGGAAAGAUCCAAUGAAACAGAAGUAUCAAACCAGAGAUUUGAUUCAAAGACACAAGAGAGAUGCGGGGUUUGCAAGAAACUCCUAUCUCAGAAAUCACCAUGGUGCUCUCAAAAGAUACUGAGAAGUGGAGACAUGCCAGCUGCUGGUGUUUUCCCAUGCCACCACGUCUACCAUGUGGAAUGUUUAGACAAAGUGACCCCAACUUCUCAAACCCGAGACCCAUCUUGUCCUGCUUGCUCCAACACCAUCGGAGCAAUCGAGCAACAACUGAUAGCGCCUGAGACGCUGCAACAAGCACUAAGAUCUCUCAGAAGAAGCCACACAGCUAUGGGUUCAGAACUGCAUAGCACAACAUCUUGCAGCGACAAUCAAAGAAGAAGACAUAAAUGGGAAAAACUCAGCUGCUGUUUGAAUAUAAGCUUCCUAUCUUCUUCCUAAAAUUCCAACAUGACAAUAAUUCUAUUUAGGUUACUCUAUAACUCUUACCUGGAUCUAGCUCAUAAGUUGUAACCAUAUGUUUACUGCCUACAGUGAUUUACUAUGCCAUUGUAACAACAAAAAACGAUAAUUUUAUUUGUAGACCAAAAGAAACUCUAUUGUCUUAUUGUAGGACACAAAGAGAACAAAAAAACAAUACAAACAAAACACUUUCAGUCUAGACUUGUCUGAGAAUCAUCAAAAACCUAAAAGAAGAAUCAAAAUAAAAUAAAACUUAAAAACACAUAUUUUUUUGUUGGGGGAGUUAAAGCUCGCAAAAGCCAUCCUAGCGCCGAGUAAAUCGUACGCUCAGGCAGCAAGCAGUCUUCAUCGCUGAAAACAAAGGGAUUAUAUAAAAGGAAGCCUUUUCCGUCACCGGAGCCGCCUGCCAUAUCUUCCAAAGGAAGGACAUGGGGUUGCUCGUGAUGACCGGAGAAGGUCAAAACCCUCAUCCAUAAACCCUUUUUCU